Molecule: messenger RNA, 1788 nt
Organism: Perca flavescens (yellow perch)
Lineage: Eukaryota; Metazoa; Chordata; Actinopteri; Perciformes; Percidae
Gene: znrd2
Product: zinc ribbon domain containing 2
Exons: 4
Coding region: 66-755 (229 amino acids)
Source: RefSeq, a predicted model, not a curated record
CGACGACGACGCCAACGCUGGACGGCUCUGACGUCAUCACGCACAACGUGUAGCACUGAAGCAACAUGGCUCUGAAUGGAGGUGACGAGGACUUUGAGUGGGAGCCUCCAACAGAGGCAGAGAUGAAGGUGAUCCAGGCUCGCAGAGAGCGACAAGACAAAAUCAGCAAGCUGAUGGGAGACUACCUGCUCAAAGGAUACAAGAUGCUGGGAGAGUGCUGUGAUGUGUGUGGGACAAUUCUUCUCCAGGACAAACAGAAGAAAAAUUACUGUGUCUCAUGUCAGGAGCUGGACUCUGAUGUUGACAAGGACAACCCUGCUCUGAAUGCGCAGGCAGCGUUGUCCCAAGUUAGAGAGAGACAGCUUGCAGCCCAGUCCACUGCACCGUCCCAGGCCCCUGAAAUGAAUGAAGGCCCCAGCAGCAGUCAGGCAAGUGUGUCAGUUCCUCUGCCCAGACCGGAGCACUGUGAGGGAGCUGCCGCGGGGGGGAGAGCUCUCCUGCCUCCACCUGCUGUCCCAUCUCCUUCACCUCCUGCCCCCACCCCAACCCUGGCACCAACUCGCCCCCCAGUUAUUCCACAGACCGCUGGCCUCCAACCUGUGUUGCAAGAAGCUGAGGAAGCUAUUCUAACCAAACUUCGCUGGGCCACUAACCAGCUACAGAGUUCGGCCUCCCUAGAGUCAAGUAUCCAGCUCUGCAGCCUCAUCGCCAGCUGUGCCAACUCGCUGCGCAGCCUCAAGGAGCUUAGCCAGUAACCACCAUGGCAAAGGUUGAAACCCUGGAUUAAUGGGAACGCUGUUUCUACUUGCCUCAGUCCUGGAAUACUGACUCUGGUUCGCUGCAUUGCAGCAUCUCUCUUUGACUGGAUCCUUGCGUAGAGCUGAAUUCUAAAUUAGUCAGGAAAUGCACUUGAAAUAAGAUUAAAGUUACCAUACCUACAUGGCUGGCAGAAAUAUCAUGUUAAAUUGUUUCAUAAUAUGUUUAAGUACAAACAUUUGUCUGUCAACUUUAUCAAUUUGUAAGUUAUGAUAUAAUAACAACUGAACAUUUCUAAAUGCAUAUUCAUCAUUGGUAUGAAUUUAAAACCAUCUGGCCAUUAAAAACAUUUUGAAAUGAGAUUUUAAUCUAUAUUCAACGGUAAAAGACUGGUAAUUUAUUAGUUGAUUGGCUUCGAUCCAUUAAUCCAAAAAUGGCCACCUAACUGACAUCUGGAAAAACUACUACUGAUUGGUUAUUCAGUAGUAUCCAAAAAAUGUGGAUUUGCAAAUGACAGAAUUCAAACAAAAGCUAAAACCCCAUUGCACAAAUGUCUGGAUAAUUGUGUGUCUGCACAAGCAAGUGUCUGUGCUGAUAUACAACAUACUAGUAGGCUGUAAGUCAUUUAUUAAAAUAUAUAAUCUGUUGGUAUGUUGUUAAACAUGCCAGUCCUCUAAUCAGAUGUGCAUUUUCUAUUUACUGUUAAGUCUGCGAUGGAUUUCUGUUGUAACUGACGCUCUGGUGAUGAAAGAUUGUUAUUGUGUGCUGGCAGUUCUGAGGUUUUUAUUGUAAAUAUAUUUGAUACAGGAUGUUGAUGAUGAUGAUUAGUCAUGUGAUUCAGUGAUGCACAGAGGCAACAUUCAGGAGUCAGACUCAUAAUUCUUUAUCCACUAAAACCAUCUGGAGCAAAUGCACUGUUCACUGUACAUUAAUAGACAUCACUUCAUAUUUGAUCAAAGCCAGCUUCAGUGUUGUUCAUGGCUGUUAGUUUUUUUCGACUAUGUACCUGAAUAAAGCUUUGCCUGUUCAGGA